This is a messenger RNA of Odocoileus virginianus texanus, 1637 nucleotides long. It is a transcript of the gene EPCAM, whose product is annotated as epithelial cell adhesion molecule. The record is from RefSeq and is a predicted model, not a curated record. Gene Ontology annotation, cellular component: bicellular tight junction; membrane. Gene Ontology annotation, molecular function: cadherin binding involved in cell-cell adhesion. NCBI's taxonomy places the organism in Eukaryota, Metazoa, Chordata, Mammalia, Artiodactyla, Cervidae.
GGCCGGGGGCGGGGCCGCCAGGUCGAGCAGGUCUGCUCCGCUCUACCGCGCGCCCAAAUCGCGCAGUCCGUCGGCCAGCUAGCACCGUCAUCGAAUCCUCGAACACCUCGCUGUAGUCCUCUCGACGCUAAGCCGCGCGUCCCACGCCUCACGCCGUCCGGCCGGUCAGUGGCUAGCGACGACCUACUCUGUCCGCUCGUCCUAGCGCCAGCCCUCGACCUGCCUGGCGCCCUCGCGCUCUAGCGCCCUAGUCCUCGGCGCGCACAGCAUGGCGCUCCGCCAGGCCCUCGCUUUCGGGCUCCUGGUCGCCGCGGCGACGGCGGCUGUGGCCGCAGCCCAGCAAGGAUGUGUGUGUGAAAGCUACAAACUGACCACAAACUGCUCUGUGAAUGCGUACGGUCAGUGCCAGUGUAUUUCAGCCGGUACACAACAUUCCAUCAUUUGCACAAAAUUGGCUGCUAAAUGCUUGGUGAUGAAGGCAGAAAUGAGUCACUCAAAGUCCGGGAGAAGACGGAAACCAGAGGGCGCCAUCCAGAAUAAUGACGGGCUCUAUGAUCCUGAGUGUGACGACAAGGGGCUCUUUAAAGCCAAGCAGUGCAACGGCACCUCCACAUGCUGGUGUGUGAACACUGCUGGGGUCCGAAGAACUGAUAAGGACAGUGAAAUCUCCUGCUCCGAGCCAGUGAGAACCUACUGGAUCAUCAUUGAACUAAAACACAAAACAAGGGAAAAACCUUAUGAUCUUCAAAGUUUGCAGUCUGCACUCAAGGAGGUAAUCACAAGUCGUUAUCAACUGGAUCCAAAAUAUAUCACAAAUAUUCUGUAUGAGAACGAUAUUAUCACUAUUGAUCUGGUACAAAAUUCUUCUCAGAAAACUCAGAAUGAUGUGGAUAUUGCUGAUGUGGCUUAUUAUUUUGAAAAAGAUGUUAAAGAUGAAUCCUUGUUCCAUUCCAAAAGGAUGGACCUGAAAGUAAAUGGCGAACUACUGGAUCUGGAUCCCAGUCGAACUUCAAUUUACUAUGUUGAUGAAAAACCACCUGAAUUUUCAAUGCAGGGUCUACAAGCUGGUAUUAUUGCUGUCAUCGUGGUUGUGGUAGUAGCAAUUAUUGCUGGAAUCAUUGUCUUGGUUGUUUCCAGAAAGAAAAGAAUGGCAAAGUAUGAAAAAGCUGAGAUAAAGGAGAUGGGUGAGAUGCAUAGGGAACUCAAUGCAUAACACUAAUUUGAAGAAUAACUACAAGAAGGGAAAUUAGUAAACAGACUCAGAUUAUAAACACGCGCAUGGGGCAAAGAGAAGAUCUUUGAAGAUCACUGUUGUGUUGUUAGUUAACAUCAUAUGUUUGUACUAGUUAAACCUGUACUCAAAAUAUAAACAGUUAGAAAUUGACUUUACCAAUCUUAAAAUUUGACUACAAGCGUCCUUUGGAUACAGAUCUAAAAUCCAGAAUUUGGACUGAUAGUUUGAAUUAUUUAUGCCUAACAUUGAAGGGCAUGCAUUAAAUAUGCUUCCGCAGUAGUCUGAAUGACUACUGUCUUGUCCAUUUGUGAUUAAAUAGCUGCUUUGCUAUUUGAGUCUUGUACAUAUAAACUUUUUUUAUGAACUAUGAAAUAAACAUUUAAAAAAUGAGUUUCCUAACUUU